UGCAGCACUCUUUUCAAACUCUGAAGGGCUCCGACAAGCAUCCUGUUAUACCUGUAGCACAGCUUCAUCCAGGAUACACCUGCAACAUGAACUCUGAAUGUGACCCAAGUUCUAUAGUACAGCAAAGUCCAUUAGUACACAGGACAGCUCACAAAGAAAAGAAACCAUAUAAAUGUCCUGAAUGCAAUAAGUGUUUCAGAAGAAGGGGGAUUCUAGUAAUACAUGAAAGGACUCACAUGGUAGAGAAACCAUAUAAAUGUGCUGAAUGCAGUAAGGGUUUCAGACAAAGGGGGAAUCUAGUAAUACAUGAAAGGAUACACACGGGGGAGAGACCAUAUAAAUGUUCUGAAUGCAGCAAGUGUUUCAAACGAUGGAGUCAUUUAGUAGUACACAAAAGGACUCACAUGGGGGAGCAACCGUAUAAAUGUCCUGAAUGUGAUAAGUGUUUCAGAGAAAGAAGAGCUCGAGUAAGUCAUGAAAGGAUGCACAUGGCAGAGAAACCAUAUAAAUGUUCUGAAUGCAGUAAGGGUUUCAAACAAAGGACGCAUCUAGUAAUACAUGAAAGGACUCACACAGGAGUUAGACCAUAUAAAUGUCAAGAAUGUAGCAAGUGUUUCAAACAAAGCAGUCAUCUAACAGAGCACAAAAGGAGUCACACUGAGAGAGCAUAUAAAUGUCCUGAAUGCAGUAAGUGUUUCAGAGACAGAAGAAAUCUAGUAAGCCAUGAAAGGAUUCACACAGGGGAGAGACCAUAUAAAUGUUCUGAAUGCAGCAAGGGUUUCACAAGAACUAAUAGCCUUAGACUUCAUCUGUUAGUUCACAAAGAAAAGAAACCAUAUAAAUGUCCUGAAUGCAAUAAGUGUUUCAGACAAAGAGGGACUCUAGUAAUACAUGAAAGGACUCAUACGGGGGAGAGACCAUAUAAAUGUCCUGAAUGCAACAAGGGUUUCAAAACAACUAGUAGCCUUAGACUUCAUCUGUUAGUUCACAAAGAAAAGAAGCCGUAUAAAUGUCCUGAAUGCAAUAAGUGUUUCAGACAAAGGGGGACUCUAGUAAUACAUCAAAGGACUCACACAGGGGAGAAACCAUAUAAAUGUCCUGAAUGCAGCAAGGGUUUCAAAACAACUAGUAGCCUUAAACUUCAUCUGUUAGUUCACAAAGAAAAGAAACCGUAUAAAUGUCCUGAAUGCAAUAAGUGCUUCAGACAAAGGGGGACUCUAGUAGUACAUGAAAGGACUCACACGGGGGAGAAACCAUAUAAAUGUCCUGAAUGCAGCAAGGGUUUCACAACAACUAGUAACCUUAGAGUUCAUCUGUUAGUUCACAAAGAAAUGCAACCAUAUAAAUGUCCUGAAUGCAAUAAGUGUUUCAGACAAGGGGGGAAUCUAAUAAUGCAUGAAAGGAUUCACACAGGGGAGAGCCCAUAUAAAUGUCUUGAGUGCAAUAAGUGUUUCAAACAAAGGGGAACUUUAGUAAAACAUGAAAGGACUCACACAGGGGAAAGCAAACCCUAAAGAUUUGGAGAAAUUAAAAAAAAAGAAGGGAAAGCAACUUUUAAAGUAGGAAAACUGCAACACCAGGAAAACAUC
Molecule: messenger RNA, 1589 nt
Organism: Protopterus annectens (West African lungfish)
Lineage: Eukaryota; Metazoa; Chordata; Ceratodontiformes; Protopteridae
Product: zinc finger protein 665-like
Exons: 1
Coding region: 87-1514 (475 amino acids)
Biological process (GO): regulation of transcription by RNA polymerase II
Cellular component (GO): nucleus
Molecular function (GO): RNA polymerase II cis-regulatory region sequence-specific DNA binding; DNA-binding transcription activator activity, RNA polymerase II-specific
Source: RefSeq, a predicted model, not a curated record